Messenger RNA from Brassica rapa (field mustard), 1366 nucleotides. RefSeq names its product UPF0725 protein At4g29550. NCBI's taxonomy places the organism in Eukaryota, Viridiplantae, Streptophyta, Magnoliopsida, Brassicales, Brassicaceae. The record is from RefSeq and is a predicted model, not a curated record.
GGAAAAUUAAACUGUUAAAUUUCAAAUACCUGAGGAAUUAAAUGGUCCUUUCCCCCAAACCAUACAUGUGUUUCUUCCAAGUCCAUCCACUCAAUAAUACUAUAUAACAUAUCCUAACCACAUUUUUUGCUAUAAUCAUUUGUCUAAUUUUUUUUAUUCAUAGUCAUUUUUACCAAUUUCCCUAUAUCAAAAAGCCCUAAUUUGGCUUUGACGAUGACGAGCAAAUCCAACCUUUGCCAGGCUGUGAUAACAGACACUGGGCCACCACCGCGCAAGCGGAAGAUUGAAUUAACCGCCGCCGCACCUGAACCAGACAAAGACGGUUUAGCUCCUACAGCAGAUGAUGAAUCCUCUGACGAAGAAGAUUCAACUUUGAGCAGAGAGUACACUCGCCAACUUCGCGAGUCCGAUGGAUUCGAUGUUGACGUAACUAUUCCAGUUGAGUCAUUCUCUAUGCACAAAAUGAAAAAGAACGAAACAGGUUACUUUCGCGACCUGACUGACAUUUAUGCUAGACUUGGACUCCACUGCUACAAUUCCCCCAAGGGCACCAACUUCCAGCUGUCAAGAGUAGACAAAUUCGUUAACUAUGGAAUUUUCCAUUAUUACAUAACCUUGGAGGCCACGGAUCCGGCAGUCGACGGUUCCUGUUUCACUUUCCAGGCGAGUCUUUUUAGAGAUAACCCUGUAAAUGAAGCAGGCUUCAGAAUGAUGACCGAAGGUUGUAGGAUUAAACCUGAAACUCCAGGUACUGGAGAAGUCAUAAGUCAAUGGGGGUACAAUGAUGGAAUUGAUGAAGUUUACAAAGGCGGUCUCCCUGAUUGGUAUUCGGAUGAUGCAUUGAUGCCACCCAAUGACCAGUUUUAUCAAGUGCAAGAUUCAGAUAUUCUUGAAAACGACUGGCUUAAUUUGUAUGCCGAAGUUGCCAUGUACGCGCUGCAGGAAAACGACAGCAUGUCCUUGUUCGAGUCUUGGCUGCCUCUGGAGAUCAAUAAGGUCGUUGUGCAGACUUUUGAAGAUGUGAAGUCAAAGGAAAAGCUCAAGGCCAGGAAUGCAAUCUUCUACUUCAGUUUCAAGAACCUGAAUGCUCCUCCUCAUGGUCUGUGCCAGGAUCACAGAGUCAUCAUAAGAAGAAGCACUGAUGGGCUUCCAGGACACAUUUGUCUUGACAUUAACUCUUGCACUGGUCGUAAUAUUUUUAAAUAAAGUUUACUCUCAGACAUAUAUGUUUGCUACUCUUAUGUUAAUAAGACUACUCAGAAUCGAUAAGACUGAAUAUUCAUCUCCUCUGUUUUUCGUUUGUUUGGUGUUUCAGUUUAAUCCAGUACUUAAUAACUAAUCUGUUAUGUCUUAAGUUUGUUACUAA